GGAAUCGUUGUGAUUUUCCAGAAAUAAAACAUGGAAGUCUAUACUAUGAAUCUUACUAUAGACGAGACUUUCCAGUAUCUGUAGGGAGCAGAUAUUACUAUUCGUGUCAUCGCAAUUUUGUGACUGUUUCAAAACAGCACUGGGAAUAUAUUUAUUGCACACGAGAAGGAUGGUCACCAGCAGUACCAUGCCGCAGACAAUGUAUUUUUGAUCGUUUGCAAAAUGGAGAGUCUCCAAAUCGAGUAGUGGAACAUUUACAAGGUGAAUCUGUAAAUGUUACCUGCAAUUCUGGUUACAGUCUUGAAAAUGGGCAGACUGUAAUGACCUGUACAGAGGAUGGCUGGUUCCCACCACCUCAAUGCAUUCCUCUAG
Molecule: messenger RNA, 372 nt
Organism: Hyaena hyaena (striped hyena)
Lineage: Eukaryota; Metazoa; Chordata; Mammalia; Carnivora; Hyaenidae
Product: complement factor H-related protein 3-like
Exons: 2
Source: RefSeq, a predicted model, not a curated record